AUGCAAACAUCGCGCAGUUGGAAACUAACUAACAAAGACGAUUACAUUUUCUUCUACGGAGGGGAUUCAGUGUGGAUGAAUCAGUUCAAGGAGAAAGCAACUGCCCUUAUAAAUGAUGAAAUAAAAAAUGAACCAAAGAUUUCUAUUGAGUUAUAUCCUGUGGAGAAGAACGCAAAUAAUGACAGAGGGGAUGACAGCUUUAGCACCUUCUGGUCCGCCAUAGAAAGCAUGUUCCAUGUCAAGGUUAUCAAUAAGCAGAUUGAGGACGUGGUAAAACAAGUUCAGAAGCUGCUUUCCUACGAAGAUGACAAGAGUGGAUGGGCUGUUUUCAUCCAAGGCCGUAGGCUUGUGGCCCUUGGUGGUUCGACAAUGUAUACGGUUCUCGAGAAAUACCACACGUGGAAUCAGAACGUAACACUAACAGUAGAAAACUUUGGACAAGUUUUUAAUCAACAGCAUGAGACGGAGGUUGAAGAAACUGGUCACGUCUGCAGCUGCUUUAGCAUCCCAGGUGCAACUGGAAGCACCCUAGAGGCAAUGGUAUGCUACGAGUGUGGCAAUUCCAUGGAGACAUUCUUCAGCUAUAAGUGCUGCCAUGUCAAGAAGAAGGCGCACAUGGUGGGUGCUAAUGCGUCUGCAACAAAGAAGGAACGUCCCUCGCAUGAUUACUCUACUUCGAUUACUUCUGAUUAUGUCUCUUGGUCUCGUGGUGCGUGUAUUACAAUUACUACUAGUCGUAUGGCAAGUUGGAUUAAUGGGAAGAAGCCUGCUCCGUCUUCAGAUUCCGCUGUCUAUGCCGAAUGGGAAGAAGAUAAUUGCCUGGAGAUUGAUUGUCUGCGUCCACAUGAGUUUAAGUAUGAUGAUGAUGGGGCUCGUCGUCUGAAAGAAAUUGAAGCCAACCGAGUUUAUGAUUUUCUUGGAGGACUUGAUCCACCGUAUGAUGGUGUCCGUAGCCAUAUCCUUGCUCUUAGUCUUAUCCUGCCCCCUAUCGAAGCCUAUGCCAUGAUCAUGGAGGAAAACACCCGUCAGUCUGCUAUGCUUGGAGGAGGUUUAAUGGCCCUCAAAGUUGACCCAACACGUCAACGACCGAUCGCACAGCACGACACGACCGGUCGCUCCUCGUCCAUAAAAUUUUCUUCUCCUGCAGGGUCUCCUCCUUCUGGCUCUACCCCUAGCUCUCUUGACGGUCCUCCUAAGUGUCGUCAUUGUAGUGAGAAUCAUUACUUUGAGAAGUGUUUUAAGGAGCAUGGUUAUCCCGAUUGGUUUGCUGACUACAAAGCUCGUAUGUACGGUCCCAAGGCCGCCUGCACAGUGACUCAAAAUGAGGCUCGUCCUCCGGCCCCGUCUGCAAAUCUGUGUGCUUCCGAUACCAUGCCAUGUAUGGGUUCUAAUACUUGGAUAAUUGACACUGGUGCUUCUGAUCAUAUGACUUAUGAUGAUAAUAUGUUUGAUGAGUUGUCUCAUAACCCUCGUGACCUUUAUAUUACUAGUGCUAAAGCUGGGUUGGAAGUGGCCGCUGGACCUGUUGCACAUCGUUCUGCGGCUUUAUCUACUGGGCCACCUGAACAAGGGGCUCGGCUGUUGCGACCGAGCUGGGCGGCAUUAGAUAAGCGUCGUAGGUUUGACCGGGGUGCGUAUGUGUUGCUGUUGGAAUGGUUGGACCGUACUGAAUGUGGGAGCCUGACGGAAAUAAUGACGCUUGUAACGGUGAAACGGUCGGAUUGCUCUGACCGUACUGCUGUGACGAAGCAGCGGUCGCGUUGCUUGGGCCAUGAUGGGUCUGGACGGCCAUGA
Messenger RNA from Prunus armeniaca (apricot), 1794 nucleotides. Lineage: Eukaryota; Viridiplantae; Streptophyta; Magnoliopsida; Rosales; Rosaceae. The record is from the annotation of a GenBank genome assembly.